Symsagittifera roscoffensis is the source of this 2116-nucleotide messenger RNA. RefSeq lists its product as uncharacterized. The transcript is spliced from 7 exons. The record is from RefSeq and is a predicted model, not a curated record. Bases 44 to 1645 code for a protein of 533 amino acids. Lineage: Eukaryota; Metazoa; Xenacoelomorpha; Acoela; Convolutidae.
GUGUGGCUUUGUAAUAUAUGUAAAUGUAAAUAUUGUACAUAAAAUGGCCAAUAGACCAGACAGCGGUAAAAUAUCAGAAGCGGCCACUGAAGUUGACGUUGAAACAGUCGAUGACGUCAAUGGUAUGACACGUGAACAAUUGGAGGCCGAACUCAUUCGAGUGAAAACAGAGUACAACGAGAUGCACUCUUUGUUAUCACGUUUGUUCAACGAUGCCGACUCGGAAGCGUUUGAGAUCUUGCGAGUCAAAUUCAACUCGGAUCAAGAUGCGGGAAAUAUGAAACACGAUUCUUCAAAAUUAAAAGGUCUUCUUUCAAAGCAAUCAAAAGACGCUAAUGUUCCGAGCCGUGCUGUUACUUUCAGCCCGGUCAAAACUCAAAUUUCAGAUCGUUCAGGCGAUAAUUUGAAGUUACACCGGGAAGCGACAUUCGUCAAUUUAGAUACGAGUAACUCAUAUUCUCGCAACAUGGAAACAGAAAACGCACUGUCUAAUCGCCUCUGUCAAUUGGACUCUUACCUGGGCAUGCGUGGCAUAACAGAGGGCAGUUCCAGUUCGGCAAGUGUGACUGACCACCGGAUGAUGCGCAUGGUUAGUAUUUCGGACAGCAGUCAGGGAUCCAGACCAGCCAGCUCUGCUGUUGGUUCAAAUACCAGUCGACCACGCUCUGCCUCUCAACCGAGAAGUUCUUUUCAGAGUGUAAAAAACGAAGUUUACAAACCAGAAAAGUUCACUCAGCCUGUUCCUAAGCGUUCGUUCCACGAGAUCAACUCGUUCCUCAACGGCAACAAAGUCCUGCCUAGUCCAGGUGCUCCGGACGAGUUCAACUUCAAGCCAGCCUCCGACGUCUGUUACGAAGAUAUCACAGCUGAUAAAAAUAGCAGGAAACGAGCCGCUGCGAAUGCAAAGGAAAACCCAAAAACCUCACUGGUUCCUCCCAGAAGGGAUCUUCUUAGGAUGGAGGAAGACAAAGAAGGCAAUAAAAAGACGCCGCUUACGACGCAUCAAAAGGGACCAUUGAAAUGGGUAAAUACAAGUGAAACUGGUUCUAUGAGUGCUUACGAUGCUGGAUUUCUGGACGACAAAUCGGAAGCAUUGCCUGGCGGUUAUCCAAGGAAAAUUACACUCAACAAUCAAUGUACAACUGUCCAUAAGAAACAAGGCAGUUUGAAAAAGGGAUUCACGACUAACCAAAAGACUGAUGUAAUUUUGUCGAGGACUAAGUCCGCGGGGGAACGAGUGUCAAGACCCAGGAGUGCAGUUGCUUGUUACACUGAUUUCGUGUAUUCUGUGCCCACUCCGGUGAUCAUGCCAGCAUCUAAUAACGGAGCAGAAACCGGAGGAGGAAGAGACAGCAAAACAUUCCUUCGGCCACCGUUGAAAUCUGCAAUGGACUCAAGGAGCAGCUCAGAUCUGACCGAAAUGCGACAGCAAGUGCUUCGUCCUUCUGCCCGCGAGAACACGCCUACAAGCAAUUUUGGGUCAGCUUCUACUAAUCGGAGCAAAACUGCAACAGGUAUCAUUUCGGAAGGGCAAAUUGAGAUGAAAAUAGCAAAACACAUGGACUCUCUGUCACAUCAGUAUAAAAAUUCAACUCUGGCGCUCCAAAAGAAAAUAGGAGUCACAAUUGAUGGACUUGUUAAGUAACUUCAAUUCUCAUCUGCGUUAUUUUGUCGAAAUAGUUUGAUUUUCAGUCUAGUCGAUCACCACAACCAUGCAAUUAGUUCUGUUUCUAUUGUAAAUUGCUCACUUCUUUCGGCGAGUUUUACAACUUGCCUAAAAUGUAAUAAUUUAAUUGCAAUAAAGAUUUUUAUUGUAAAAUUUCUUAAAAAGAGUUUUGUAUUAAUAUGUCUAGUCUGUACUAGUAGUCAACAUGUGUACCAAUAAAUUGUAUCAAGAGUUGUAUGAUAAACAAUUUUUAAAAAUGUUGCACCAUGACAUGUCAAUGAAGCAGUUGCUUCUGCUGUAUUCAUGUUACCCAGUGUUUCAGAUUCGUGGUGAUUUUAAGUAUAAUAAUUACGCUUGCGAUUAUUGCGAUUAGCAAGCAUUAUCAAAACUGGAAUGUAGACUUUUUCCUGGUUAACAACUUGUUUAACAGAAUCAUUUGAUCACUUGUGU